AUGCAGCCCAAGAAGCGCUACCUGCUCGUGCUGCUCUCGUGCGCCUUCCUCGCCUACUGCUACUUCGGCGGCUACCGGUUAAAGAGCGACGGCGUCUGCGGAGAUGCCAUCGAGACGUCGCCGGACUUCCGGUGGUCGGGGAUCGGCACGCGCCCAGACGCGGACCCGUCGGCGCCGCACCGCCACUGCCGCAUGAGCAACUGCUUCGACUUCGGGCGGUGCCGCGGCGAGUUCAAAGUGUUCGUGUACCCCCAGGCGGACUACAUGGAGGUAGACAUUGGCCUGAACCCGGCCCCCUCCUACCAGAAAGUGCUGGACGCUAUCGUCGAGUCGCGCUACUACACGACCGACGCGCGCAAGGCGUGCCUCUUCGUGCUGGCCAUCGACACGUUGGACCGCGACCCUCUGUCUGCCGACUUCGUGCGCAACGUGCCCUCGCGGCUGCGCAAGCUCAAGCUCUGGAACGGAGGUCUCAACCACGUCAUCUUCAACCUGUACUCGGGCACCUGGCCCGACUACGCCGAGGACGACCUGGGCUUCGACCCGGGCAAGGCGAUCCUGGCCAAGGCGAGCAUGUCCGUGGCCAACCUGCGACCCGGAUUUGACGUCUCCAUCCCACUCUUCCACAAGAACCACCCGCAGCGCGGCGGCGAGCCGGGCUCCGUUCACGCCAACAACUUCCCUACGCGCAAGAAGUUCCUCCUCGCGUUCAAGGGCAAGCGCUACGUUCACGGCAUCGGCUCGGAGACGCGCAACGCGCUCUACCACCUGCACAACGACCGGGAUAUCGUCAUGGUAACGACGUGCCGCCACGGCAAGAGCUGGCGGGAGCUUAAGGACGGCCGCUGCGAUGACGACAACGCCGACUACGAAAGGUGA
Messenger RNA from Schistocerca gregaria, 879 nucleotides. Its product is annotated as exostosin-1-like. Bases 1 to 879 code for a protein of 292 amino acids. Gene Ontology annotation, molecular function: acetylglucosaminyltransferase activity; glucuronosyltransferase activity. NCBI's taxonomy places the organism in Eukaryota, Metazoa, Arthropoda, Insecta, Orthoptera, Acrididae. Gene Ontology annotation, cellular component: Golgi apparatus. The record is from RefSeq and is a predicted model, not a curated record. The transcript is spliced from 2 exons.